AUUAAAACUACCAGCAUCAUGUCAGAAGUGUCCUUCAAUACUAAAUUCUUCACACAGACUCUUAAGGAAGAGCCCCUUGAUGAGACUAAGAGAAAGACAGUUAAUAAACUCAGGUCCCAAGAAUAUAGGAAGAGAAGGAAGCAAUAUAUACAGAGCUUAGAGCAUAAAAAUAAACUCCUGAGUGAAGAAAAUGUAUUGCUGAAGCAAGAAAUACAUAUUUUAAGGAGCAAGAUCAGUCAUACGAGUGAGUUCUCCUCUGCAGAAGCUGAUAGCAAGACCAAAGUCGAUAUUAGUGAAAACUUCGCAUUUUAUCAACUCUCUACUAUGGUGAAGAAAGACCCUAAUAGUGUUAGGUUCAGUCAACUUGCAAUGGCAGCUUCUGACACAUCAAAUUGGAAUCCUAAUAGAAUUCAGGUAAUCAAGGAUGCAUUUAAUGAUGUGAUAAAUUACAUCAUUUCCAAAGAUUCCAAGUGUUACGUCUCUGCUUUCAAGAGCAUGAAACCAAGUGAAUACUUGAAAAAGGUGAAUAGCAAAAGAUCGUUCAAAGCAAGAUACAAGGAGUUAGUAGACAUGUCUCCUCGUGAAGUACUGUUGAACCAGAAGUUAUCCGAGCCUAUUACCACUUACUUUACCAAAUAUGGGACUGAAUUUUUUAAGAAUUUAAAAGAUUGAGGAAAACUUGUUAAGAAGUUGAUAACUAUCAGAAAUGAAAUCAUUAGUAAUUCAUUGAAAAGAGAGCAGAUCCUGAUUAACACAAAUCUUAUUCAGCACUUCACAAAGGAUGAUUACAUCACAAUGUGAGAGUUGGUAGGCAAACUUGAUGGUUCAAAGUAUCUAAAACCUCAUUAUUUAUGGGAUAUCCCCUCUAGAGAUAAAAAUUCUGAGGACUAUCUAAGCUAUUGCUUAUCAGAAUAGUUAAUGGCGUGAUUUUUGCUAAUUUUCAAUUAUA
Molecule: messenger RNA, 949 nt
Organism: Moneuplotes crassus
Lineage: Eukaryota; Ciliophora; Spirotrichea; Euplotida; Euplotidae
Source: the annotation of a GenBank genome assembly